AUGCUGGGCGGGGCGGCGGGGGGCGCCCGCUCCCGCCCGCCCACUGACCUGCAGCAAGGUGCGAGCAGAUUCCCGCUAUACUCGCUGUUUCCUGCGCAGAGAGCCAACAGAUCCACGUUGAAUAAAGUGACGGAGAAUUUCCUUUCGACUCCUCUCUCGCUGUCGGCGCUGGGCGCGCUUACGCCGCCGCCCCAUUCGCCGUACUCCUCGCCCUACUCGCCCUACUCGCCGCUGCCGUUCGAUCUGCUCGCCUGCUCGCAGCGGCUGCUACUCGCCGACAAGGAGUCCAGCAAAAUGGAAGAGGCUAAGAUCGCCAAAACGUGCAUGCCUGAACCUCUCUGCUGCCCUGGUGACCAACGUCAACUGCUAGAGGGCAUUGGAGUCAUGCAGCCUCUCACUAUUAAGACGGAGCAGGCGAAGAGCACCUGCAACACAUGCCUUACAAAUUCACCAAAAAAGGUGGCGCACAGCGAGGGCGGAUGCAGCCGCACCAACCCGGUGACGUGGCUGGGCGUGGGCCAGAACGUGCAUGUGCAGGUGAAGCGCGAGCCGCAGCACGUCCACAUGUCCGAGCUGGUCGCCGUCAAGCUGGAGCAGGCUUCCCCCGGGAACAAGCCCGACCAGCCGGCCAUUCCCGCCUCACUCAACAACGGUUCGAUUCCGGUGGGGAUUGCGGUAGCGAGGCAGCGCGUGGGCGACGCGGGACUAUUGGCUGCUCUCUCUCAGAAAGAUAACCAACGACUACAUGAUAUUGACGCGGCGCAAGCGGCCAUGACGGUAGGCGUGGCUAACGUGCUGUGUGACGAGCGCUCCGCCCCGAUGGCGUGGCCGGCGCCCGCCCCUGUGCCCCCCGCGCCGCUCUGGCAGUACCCCGCUCAAGUUUCAAUGGAAAGCAUGAUGGUGGGCGGCGUUGGAGUCGGUGGUGUGGGUUCGGUCGGAAGCAGUAUGUCCACCGUCGGAGGCUACCAACUUGUCAGAGAGCCAACUUCCGGGGCUUUGUUGUUGCUACCGGCGCCACCAGACUUGCCUCACACAGUUGUAUGGGGCGGCGUUCCUUACCCUCCUGCUCCCCUCCUACUUCCCCCAGCCCCCCACCCCUCCCACCAUCUCCAACUCCUACCAGGAGAACUUCUUGCAUCUACUGCUACUUUACAACAUACUCACACACAUUCAACAAGACUAGUGACUCUGGCUCCGGCUCCAGCCCCACAACAACACUCCGCACACACGGUGGAGAAACGCAAGCCCAUGAUGCAGCCACUAAUAACGCCACAUGCUCUAAUAAAGAUCGAGCCAGAACCGCCACAAGAGAAACCGCCCCCGCAGUUUGUAUCCGAACCGGUCCAACAACCUCUACUCACGCAUCUUUACUAUCAACCCGAAUAUUCUGAACAAGCGUGCCGGAGUCAAGCCACAUCACCAACCGCUCCCCCAACCCCACCUCCGGACGCCCCAGAGGGCCCGGCACACAAAGACGCCUCCAAUCAAACUGACCAUAUAGACGAUGAAGACGAUUCGCCGAACCACGCAGAUGAGGACGAAAGAGAAAUCGCUUGCGUGGGCGUUGCUCACUUCCCAGAAGAACCGACAGUUUUACAGUUACAGCCUUUACAGCCGCCGCCAAUAGAUAGUGCGGAGGAUUCAUCUUCGGAAGGUUUGGCGACCUCGGCAGUCGUGGGAGCCGUGGAGAAAGCAAUAGAUGCAAUUGAGAGGGACGAUUCGAUGGAUAACUCAAGUAGUGGGGGCUCCCAUGAUUUAAUUAUUGAUACGACGAGGACUUCGCCAGUACCACCACCGUCACAGUCCACACGGCCUAUUGUCGACGUCAGUGGGUUGGAACUCCUAUCGAAUAGCAUUGAGCAGUUCGAAAGGACCACACCAGGCGCAAGCAUGCCCAGCAUAGAUCCAACACCAUUAACAAUCGACACAAGGCCCACGACCAAAUUGAAUAUAAUGAUUAAGACGUCACCUAAAUCACCACCACGAACAGACACAGAACCUCACAGAAGAUUCGAAUUUCCAUCAAGUGAACCAACAACCGAGCUAACGAAACCAUCCCUUGAUGGUUUAGAUAUAUUGUGCGCUUUAGCAGAACAGAGAUUUAUGGAAGAGGUAGAAGAAAGCCCAUCGACGGCUCUGCCACUUACCACUCGAACUUUUAUCAAAACAGAGCCACUGUUGAGUCCACCCGAAAUAGACAGAUCCGCAGAAUCAGCCAAGAAAGACAGACAUAGACAUAGAGAUGACUCUUCAAGUGAAAGGAGGAGAAAGAGGAGCCGUGAUAGAGAAGAGAGGUUAAAACACAAGCUGGAGAAAAUGCGACGUCAUAAGCGGGAGAAAGACAGAGAGGGAAGGAGCAGUGGUGGAGAAUUAGAAGCGAGUUUAAGGCGAGUUACGGCGUGUUCAUGUGGAUCCAUGACUUGCACGCAUUCGCCUUCAGUGCCUUCCGCUCAAGCUCUUGUUAAUGCGAUGGAAAAAGAUAUGCGGGAACGUUUGCAAGAACUCCAACGUCAGUGCGAUGAAAAGAGAGCGCAACUUAACGCUUUGACCCCUCCUCUGCCAGCUUUGUCUACGCCACCCACACCAUCCACUCCUGCGCUCUCUCCGAAUUCAGAUAGAGGUUCAUCAAAGAAACGCAAAGUGGGCAGGCCUCGAAAAGUGUCCAGUCCGGACUCAACGGAGACUAUCGUCGCAAAGAAACCUAAAUCAAAAAGCAGUUUAGUCGGCUACCUAUUAGCGAAAGGUAAACUAAAAGGCGGUAUAUUAUGUACAAGGGGUGAACCUUCUAGAGACGAAACGAAUAGGACGAGCAAAGUCCGACCAAAGUUAAAAGCAGAGCCGAUUUUGAAAGUAUAUUCUGAGGAAGAUGAGACCGAGGGAGGCCUUAACAGAUCUGCUAGCUCUUCAAUGGAAAGUUUAAAUGAAGUGCGACAGAAAAAUAGAGAAAAAGUGGAUCGUCUUGUUCGUAAACACUCCAGAGACGAUCUUCCUGAGUUAGAACUGACUAUUCGCAGAGCUAGCGCGUCUAGUGAUAGCGAUAAAGAGAGACGUCGUGCGAAAAAGAGACGAAAGAGUCUUAAAUUUAAGGAAAGACCCCCCGAAGAUUCAAAAGAAGAGCCUACUGAACAACAGCCAGUUUCAAGAUGUACUUUAACUGAGGAAAAAUUAGAUUCGUCGCCACGAGUGCUAACAGCUAUGGGGGGAUUGUUCUAUGCUGGAAAACUGAGCGCGGUACAAGCACCUGAUGUAUAUGCAAUUACUUUAGACGGAGAGAGGGGUAACAAACCGCAUAUCCUGUCGAGAGAAGAGACUUUAAGAGACGCUAUUCUAGAAGUGAGUCCGACGUCAGUAUCGGAGUUGCCUUCCGGCACUAGAGUGUGCGCGUAUUGGUCCCAACAGUACCGCUGCCUGUAUCCCGGAACAGUUGCACUUGCUUCGCCGGACCCGCACGAUGAUAAGUUCGUGGCGGUCGAGUUCGACGAUGGGGACUCCGGGAGGAUUGCUAUUGAGGACAUCAGGUUCUUGGAGCCGAAUUAUCCUAUAGUUGAGUACGAAAACACGCUUUUCACACUCGGCAAACGGAGAAGAAAUACGAGCGUCACAGAAGACAAAAAAGCCGUUGCUUCCACAAGCGCAGAAAUUAAAACAGAACCUGCAUCUCACGUGCAAGCUCAAGCGGAGGAAAAUACAGAGGAAGCGGAUCGGCAUAGAGAUCGGAAAAAGUUGAAAAAACACAGAAAAGAGAAACUCAAACGUAUACAUUCAAGUGAGGAGGAUCCGAAUUCUGUUGAAUACGUAAAGAAAAAGAAAAAGAAGCACAAGUGCUGCGAGGAACACUGCAAGCACAGAAGACAUCAUAAGAAACAUCAUAGAAAACACAAGAAAAGGCAUCAUUCAAGCUGCAAGGAACAUUCAAGUUCAUCUGGUGAUGACCAACACGGGCGAAAAUCAACAUCCGAUUAUAUUGACUCCAACAAAUCUAAUGAAGACUCCGGAGAUUCUAACGAUAGGCUAUCAACUCUGAUAGCUGUUGAAAAGUCUCCAGAUGAAAAAAUGAAAACGGUCAUCAAAAAGGCGGUCUUGUCAAAAAAGAGUCUUGUGAAGAACGCUAUAUUGGACUUUAGCAAUAUCGGAAAGUUUGCUCUGAAGAAAGACGAAGAUUUUAAAGAUAAUUUGAAGGAUAGUGGAAUAGGAUUGGAACCGGGAACGCCGUCUACUUCUGUAGUCGAUGUCCCGAAAAAGAAAACGAAGAAGCGAACGGUGUCGUCGACGUCGACUGACAGCGCUCUGGUAGGGGGCGCGGGGGGAGGCGUCAGCAAGAUGGCGGCCUUCCUUCCGGGCGGUGCGCUGUGGCGCUGGCACGGACCCCCCUACCGUCGCACCGCGCGGCCCAGGCAUCGAAAGCUGUUCUAUCGCGCGAUACAACGUGGCGAGGAGACGUUGCACGUGGGCGAGGCGGCCGUGUUCCUGUCGACGGGGCGUGCCGACCGGCCGUACAUCGGGCGGCUCGUGGCGCUGUGGGAGGCGCGCGGCGCCAUGGCCGUGCGCGUUGAGUGGUUCUACCACCCCGAGGAGACCGUCGGCUGCCGCGGCCCGCUGCGCUAUCCGGGUGGUUUAUUCGAAUCGCCACACACGGACGAGAACGAUGUGCAAACAAUAUCGCACAAAUGCGAGGUGUUGCCGCUGGCGCAGUACAAGGAGCGCAUGGGCGACGACCCGGCCCGGUACAGCACCGUGUACGACAAUAACGACGUGUACUACCUCGCCGGCCGCUACGACCCCACGCAGCAGACGCUCACCAUGGAGCCGGAUAUACCCUUCGCUGAUAACACGCCCGCUUAA
Messenger RNA from Parnassius apollo (apollo), 4842 nucleotides. The record is from the annotation of a GenBank genome assembly. Lineage: Eukaryota; Metazoa; Arthropoda; Insecta; Lepidoptera; Papilionidae.